This is a messenger RNA of Cryptotermes secundus, 1789 nucleotides long. Its product is annotated as splicing factor 1. The coding region runs from base 390 to 1472 and encodes 360 amino acids. The record is from RefSeq and is a predicted model, not a curated record. The transcript is spliced from 8 exons. NCBI's taxonomy places the organism in Eukaryota, Metazoa, Arthropoda, Insecta, Blattodea, Kalotermitidae.
AUAUAAAGUUUUAUGACAAGAAGAAUUGCGCAGAACUAUAGAUAUUUCAUGAGAGAACCGGUUCCCAUGUUUGUUUACCUCUCCCAGCAUGCCUUGCACGAUGGAGCGACGUGAAAGGCGCAGUGCAGUGAUCAAAAUCUGCAGUCAAAGCAACAGUCGCUGUCAGCCUUGGAUUAAGUUUGUGCUUGUUGGGACAGGAAAGAGCCGGGUGUAACUGAUGCACUGUUUAUCGCAUGUGAAAUGCAGCAGGAUGCAAGCGACUGUACAAGUCUCUCUGAAACAGAACUGGUGAGGGCACUAGCUGGCGUCUGUGUCUGCGAGAUUUCCUUAUUCACGACGCAGCCAUCUUGACGUCGAAUUCAACCCUGUCAUCUAGCGGUGAGCGGAAUAUGUCGACUUCUGUAAUGAUAAUCACGACGCGUGGUGACGUCUGCCGGUCUCGGUGGCUAAUUACAGACGCGAUGGCAUCAUCAGCGGCCACAUCCUCCUAUUCCAACACAGAGAGGUCUUGCCUUUGUGGCUCUGUGAAUGCACCUUCCGCGUCGCCCCCGCAACACGCCUCCAAUACUGCCAAGUGUAAAAUCUGCCGCACGAAACCAAAAUUCUGCUUUCUCCGUGGGCAAAGAUCAUUUGACUUAGGGCAGCAAGGACCAAGUUCAGCUGGUCUGAACGGUCACGUGGUGUCAGCGCCGCCCAACCGAAGCAAAGAAGCUGAAGCGAUAAGGGAUACCAGCAGAGCCCCCCUUCAGGGACGCCGCGCCAGGAGCGCCGAACGCUACGAGGGGUUGCGUGUCAAUGGGAGAACGGCUCCAGGACUCCCACGUCAAACAUCUCUUCAGACUCCAGUGAUCAGCAACAUAAGCGCCCCUAGCGACCGUCCCCCGGAAUAUUUAUAUCCAGAACUGCCACCCAUUUCUUCCCCACCGCCGCCAUAUGAAGUGGCUAUGAGAAAGAUGGGACAUCCACCGAGCUAUGAAGAGUACCUCACCCAGCGAUUGCAGCAGCAGCAGUUGGGGACCAAUUCUUCGAUACCACCGCCCCUGCCGCCACGCAACCCAACAAUGUCAUCGAGAAGCUGUUCGCCGCCGCCACCCUGGUCACUCCCGGCGUCCAGUGCGGCAACAUCCCAGAGCCUCCAGCAGCAGAACUUCUGUAAUUGUUCCAAGUGCAAGAAUGGGAGUGUCCCAGGAGGACGUGGAGGCGGACUGCGAGUGAACCUCCCAGCACAGCAAGACGAUGUCACGACAGCGCGAAGCCUAGCAGAAGCUCAGCGCCAACUUAGGGUAAUGCUGCCCCCCGAAAUAUCUCAACAGGCUACUUCCUCACAUGAUCACUGCCCAUGUUCCAAAUGUCAGUCACGGUAUGGUACUUAUGACGACUCGAAUGGCAACAACGACCUGAUGUUCUCGCUAGACAGCACGCCCGCACUGCAAGGUGUGCUGAGUGACGGCUUGCUAUGUAGUGUCAUGUAGACGUUGUUGUGUUCGUGUGAGCGAGUGGAUCUGCUCCUCGAGGUACUCUUAGAGGGAUCUAUUUCGAAAUCGUUCAUUUAAUGAUGCGGUAUCUGGUUGCCUGCCCUGCAAACGAGUGAUUAAUGUUGAAAAUUUUGUGAUUCUGUCAUCUUGAGAUUAUCCUUCUAGUUCAGUCCGAUAAUUGUAAUACCAGGAAAAGAAAAAAAGUGAUAAAAUGGACAGAAAUAUUUGUCGAAUGUUCAAGUAAAUAGACUUCACAGAGUUGUUUGUCAGACCAAGUUCUGAAAUUUCUCAUUAAAGAAACAUUAUCCGUUUAA